AUGGUCAUCUUUUCUGCCUAUAGGGCCCCAGCGCCAGUUCUCUCGAAGGGGGAAGGGCCUCGCCCAGAAGAAAGCCAACGAUUUGCAUCAAGGUCAAUGGGCUAUCGAGAGUCGCGAAGUGAAGAUCGGUGUGUCGGAAGAAGAAAACUCGUCGUGCUCGAUCGUUUCUCAUUCAUCUGUUGCCUCAUUGAUCCGUUCGACCCACAAAAGCCGAGCACAUCAACGGGUGAAACGGGGAAGUCCCGUGGGGACCUCCCCACCAAAUAUCCCAAUACAAGUGCUAUACAGCUAAAGAUGGGACAAAGGAUGGCAAAGAAUCAAAUGGAAGCUGGCGUGCGUUUGUAUCACUCACGACAGCCGGCUUUGGCUGUCGCCAAGUGGAAGACGGCUUUGACGAGAUUGGCAAAUGCAGAGGAACGCUUCAUCACUCUCGGCUAUUUAGCCCAAGCCUUUUGCGAUUCAGGCGAAUACGAGACAAUGCUGCACUACGCUUUACAACAAAUCGAGUUAGCGAAUGAUCGAAACGAUGAAUUUAUGAAGAGUGAAGCGUUUCUGAAUCUCGCAAAAGCUUACGAGAGAUUAGCUGACUUCACGAAAGCGUUGGCUUAUGGAAAAGCAAGUUUGCAACAUCCAAGCAUGGAUCCGCGAACGCCCGGAUAUGCGCAUUUGGCGUUGGCAAUGGCUCACCUCGGCUUUUCUCAAUUUCAACAAUCGCUUGAGUCUUUCGAAGAGGCAAUGAACGUAGCGAAUUCGACAUCGGAUCGUUUAUUAGAGCUGCAGAUUUGUGUCGGACUUGGCUCACUUUUUACUCUCUUGAGGGAUCUCACUAAAGCAUUGAUAUUUCUGCGAAAUGCGAUGACGAUCGUUGAAUCGGUGACGGUGGAUGAUGUGCACGCAAAAUAUCGAUGCACAAUCCUUUACCAUUUGGCUGUCGUACUGCGAAUACGCGGCAGUUUAGCUGAAGCGAAAGAAGCCUGUGAUGAAGCUCUCUCAUUGUGCUCGGAGAACGGGAAUCGAGCCUUGCACGCGCGGUGUAUGGCCUGUUUAGCCGAUAUCUAUCGAGAGCUCGGCGAGAGUGAAGCCAAGGAAACGUUAACGAAAUCUUGGGCUCGCUAUGAGGAGGCUUUUCGAGUGAUGCGACAGACAAAUGACAGAAUGGGAGAGGUGAUUGUUCUCGGUUCGAUGGCUAAAUCGGCGUCCGAAAGUCGCUCUCAUUACACAGGACAAUGCGAGUGUCAAGCGAUUCAACUCAACAAGAAAUGCCUGGAGAUUGCGCGAAUUAUCGGCUGUCGGCAUGUGAUGUUGAAAUGUCACCUUCGAUUAGCCGAGCUUUACUCUCAAUUGAGCGAUGAGGAUUCGGAAGAAGUGGCGAGGAGAGCGGCUAGUGCAUUGACACAGGAAAUGGAACUCUUCUGCAAUUUCUGCGGACAACGAUUUGGGUUGAAAGACGAGAGCCUUCAAGCACUUCGAUGUUCGCAUAUCUUUCAUGAGAAAUGUCUUCACACAUUCCUUUUGGAGCGAGCCGAUCAAACUUGUCCAAAAUGUCGAUGUCGAGCGAUUCUCUCGGAUAACAUUUCCAUGAGAACACCGUCGAUUUGUAGUACGGCUGAGUUGCAGAGUCCAAGUAGCGCCUUUUUCCCACCGAUUGGCGCCAUUCGAACGCCGUUAGUCGACGCGGGCACACUGAAAAGGCGACAGUCUGAAGACGAUGGCGAGAAGACGCCGACUUUGGAUGAAAACCACGUGAUCCCAUCGCAAAAGGAGCUAGACUAUUUGGAUAAAACGCUUCAAAAGUUGAGUGAAAAACAGUCGACCAGUGGGAAGAGUGAGCGACAAACGGGAAGAAAAGAUGGCACAAUUUUGCUGAAAAAAAAGCCGCCUCCACCGCCGCGGAAGCCUUGCUGUAGUCGGGACUCCCUCCCACCAUCUACCGUCGUGACUCUUCCACCGCCAAUGGCUCUCAACGAAAACGGGCCACUCGUCAUGCAACGAGCCCCCACAAUAACCGAUGUC
Molecule: messenger RNA, 2013 nt
Organism: Mesorhabditis belari
Lineage: Eukaryota; Metazoa; Nematoda; Chromadorea; Rhabditida; Rhabditidae
Source: the annotation of a GenBank genome assembly